Anisakis simplex (herring worm) is the source of this 279-nucleotide messenger RNA. The record is from the annotation of a GenBank genome assembly. NCBI's taxonomy places the organism in Eukaryota, Metazoa, Nematoda, Chromadorea, Rhabditida, Anisakidae.
AAUCAAGUGACAGCGUUAUUGGGUCAUAACGGAGCGGGUAAGACGACUGCGAUGAACAUAAUAACUGGAGUGAGUGCACCGACCAGUGGAUCGGUGAUUAUCAACGGUCAUCGUAUUCAAGGACGCAAAGAUGUGCUGAAUCUAUCGUUGGGCACUUGUCCUCAGCAUAACGUCCUCUUCAGUAAUUUAACCGUUUAUGAGCAUUUAUCAUUCUACGCUAAACUGAAGUCGUCCAUGUCGUCGAAGGUAUGUAUCUGUAUAGUAUUUGUGCUUCUUUAA